UUCACUUUUCAACUCGCUCCAUCAUCCCCCCCCGCCACGCGCCUCGGGCCCCCCAGCUCCGUCACGCACCCCCCAGCGACCCCCCCAUGGCUGCGCUGCGGAUCAGCCCCAAGGCCGAGGCCCAGGUGGAUUCCUUUCGGACCCAGCUCUGCGCCCAGGCUGAAGCGCUGGUUGGGACCCGGUUCCCCAGCAAGAUAACUCAGCUGGAUGCUUUCCUCAAGGACCCGGCGCUGAAUGUGGGGGAUCUUGAGUCCCUGCGGGCCCCGCUCGACAUCCCCAUCCCCGACCCCGCCAAGGAGAAGGCGAAAGCCGAGCGCCGCAAGAAGGAAGAGAAGGAAGAGAAAAAAGACGAGAAGAAGUCAGAGGAGGAGGAUAAAGCGCCCCCCUGUGGGCCCGUGAGCAGCAACGACACGGUUGUGGGGCUGGUGAGCCGGGUGAAAGCCGAGAUUCAGGGCGCCAAGGAGGAUGUGGGGCUGGUCUCUGUCUGGGUUCAACUCCAGGUGCCCCGUAUCGAAGACGGCAACAAUUUUGGGGUCGCAGUCCAGGAGAAGGUGUUUGAGCUGAUGACGGCCUUGCGGACGAAGCUGGAAGGAUUUCAGACCCAGAUCUCCAAGUGAGUCCCAACUUGGGGGGACCCCCCCCCCCGUCCCAUCAGCUUGGUUAAAAGCAAAACAAAGAAUCAACCAACCACCCA
Messenger RNA from Gopherus evgoodei (Goodes thornscrub tortoise), 694 nucleotides. RefSeq names its product proteasome activator subunit 1 (gene PSME1). Gene Ontology annotation, molecular function: endopeptidase activator activity. Gene Ontology annotation, biological process: regulation of proteasomal protein catabolic process; positive regulation of endopeptidase activity; regulation of G1/S transition of mitotic cell cycle. The transcript is spliced from 8 exons. Gene Ontology annotation, cellular component: proteasome activator complex; nucleoplasm; cytoplasm. The coding region runs from base 87 to 617 and encodes 176 amino acids. The record is from RefSeq and is a predicted model, not a curated record. NCBI's taxonomy places the organism in Eukaryota, Metazoa, Chordata, Testudines, Testudinidae.